UGCGCCAAAGUCGAUGAGUGAGUCCUGAGAGAGGCACUUGUUAGGCGUUAACUCAACUCUCCUCACCGUCCAAUGCCUGUACAGACGCUUCGUAUUUUUCCAGGUUGAGGGGACCAGCCGACCAAAGAAGUGUUGCUUGGACCUCAACCACCGGAUUCGUGUCGCCUAGCUUUUUGCUGUCGGUCGAGGUGACAUAUCCGAUGACAUUCACCCAUUCGCCAACGCGUGUUUGUUCCGCCUUGAGACUCUGCAGAACGAGGUUGACAUCAACCGAGGCGAAAGUGAGUUGUCUGUCCUCAGACCCUUUGUAUUGCAAGGUCAAAACGCCAGACUCGGUGGAAUAGGAUGUUACACUGGAGCUACUGUCAGCUUCAUUCCUUGAAAUUUGAAGGUGACAAGUUUCAAGAGCACUCACCAUCCCAGGAACCUCACUUUAUCACCAAUAUCUUUUUGGGACAGGGAGGAGAGCAGACACAGUUGGGAGGGAAGCGGUCCGAAAGACAUGUUGUAAGCCAAAAACAGUGUGUAUAGUUCAUUCUUGAAUUAGAUUUGACGGCGAAAGUAUCUUCUGCUUUCAAUGAGAACUCAUACCGCAGUAUUGCACUGUCAAGAAACUCCUGCCUUCACGUCGAUGAAUGGGACGAUAGCAUGAGACUGCUUAGUCACCCAGACUGAUAAGAUCACAUGAUACCUCCGGGUAAAGUCCGGGAUGGGUAUGGCCUUGCAUCCGCGUGCCGCAAUCGCCAGUCACAUUGUUUGGAAUGCCUUGAAUCACUGGAAGCAUCUCGAUAGGCAGCCUUGUUCUUGCCAGAGGCAACUCCUCACCGUGCAUUCGUCACCCUAACCAGCGAUAAUCCUACGAAGCGCUUCUUCCUGUCAAGUCCUACGUUGGUUCUUGCGCGUUCACUUGCUCCAUUUCAGACCCUGUCUCGAGAGAAAGCGAGGUGCCUGGCGUUAGGCUGUGACCCCGCCAAACGUUGCUGAGGCGUCAUCGGCAAAGUUGAUCACCUGCACCGACCCUCGCUCAACACCGAACUUCAAACCUACUCAUCCACAACCGCGUUUGCUAUUUUGCACCUCCAUCGCACAGAGAAUCCCAUCCCAGAUACUUAGAUUUUUCGAUCUCUCGCUCGCGAUAAUCAGCCAUGUCGGGCAUCUGGGGCUGGUUCGGUGGUGGUGCCGCGCAGAAGCGGAAGGAUACCCCCAAGAAUGUCAUUCUGGAUCUGCGGACAAGCCUGGAGAUGCUGCAGAAAAGGGAAGCCCACAUUCUCCGCCAGAUCGAGGAGCAGGAGAAGGAGGCCAGGAAGCAUGUAAACACUAACAAGACUGCGGCCAAGAAUGCCCUGCGACGCAAGAAGGUCUAUGAGGGCAACCUCGAACAGACAAUGAACCACAUCGGAACCCUCGAAACCCAGAUUAAUGCCAUCGAAUCCGCCAACAUCAACAAGGAGACGUUCGAAGCGAUGCAGAGAGCCAGCGAAGCCAUGAAGUCAAUACACGGCAAGCUCACGCCCGAGAAGGUCGACGAGGCCAUGUACGUGCCGAAAGUUUGGUUUCUAUUUUUGUGCGAUGGUACUGAUGGUGGUUAUAGGGAAAAACUUCAAGAGCACAAUCAGCUCAACGAGGAAAUCGCGGCUGCCAUCGGCUCGGUCAACAUUGGCCAGUCCAUCGACGACGGAGAAUUGGAUGCGGAGCUGGACGAGCUCAUGGCCAAGGAUCUGGAGGACAAAAUGCUCGAGACUGGCACAGUACACGCAGAUCGUCUGCCGAGCGUGGCGACCGGAGAACUCAAGAACAACAAGGGCAAGGCGCCCGCGGUCGAAGACGACGAAGAGGCGGAACUCAACAGACUCAAGGCCGAGAUGGCCAUGUAAGUCUCGGGUUUGGCAUGAUGACAUGCUGUAUAACACUAUAUGACGUGGGGAAUGAAUACACGAGGCACCGACUUCUUUUUCUCAUUGUAUUCGGUAUGGAGGGCUUCCAACAGUGAGCAGUUGGUGUGACGGGCAGGGGGGAGACCAAGGACGAACUCAAGUGGAUUUGCUUUUGAUAUUAUAUCAUCUUUACGACGGUCCCUGGAGUUUGGUUUUUCGUUGCGAUUGAUGGCACUGGCGUUUUUGAGGUUUUACGAAUUUUGAUGUAGGUAAUGGGAGGGUCGCAUAGGAGACAUAUCUUCACACAGCACAACCACAGCACGCUCCAUACACAUACACACACGUGGAAUCUUCCUAGGGCAGAUGCACUGCAUAACAUACCUACAUAGGGGAGGGAGAAGCUGCAUGCAUGGAGCUUUGUUGAAAUCCUUCACUUUUGGGAGAUCAUGUCUCACUUGGCGUUUGGAGACUAGGAGACUGGGUUCCCAGCCUCGCGGGUUCAGCCUUUCCCCACGCCCAGGCCAAGAGGAAUUCAUGAUGGCAUCAUCUGGUCUGCUUUUGUUUACAGAUUUCCCCAUCACGAGAUGCCGGUAACCGUGGGGCAUUUCAUCACGGGUCUAAUGCAUGAGAACAGCCUUACCGAUGAGGGGUUGAUCUCACCGCUGUUUUGUUAUUGUUGGAUUUUGAUGUCUUGGCUUUGGGACCCAGGACCCGAGAGCUGAUUCUGCGACGGUUCUGGCGGAUGGAGGGGAUAUUCAAGAUGAGGGGUUGUGGUUAUGAUUGCCACCUUUCUGGGGUGUCGGAAGAGGUGUUUGGUGGUUAUCAGGCAAGAUGAAGAGAUUUGAGGGGGAGGUAACUGGAAGCGCUUGGAGUAGAUACAAUAGAUAGAUAGGGUGUUGA
Messenger RNA from Podospora pseudocomata, 2774 nucleotides. It is a transcript of the gene SNF7, whose product is annotated as ESCRT-III subunit protein snf7. Lineage: Eukaryota; Fungi; Ascomycota; Sordariomycetes; Sordariales; Podosporaceae. The coding region runs from base 1146 to 1874 and encodes 242 amino acids. Gene Ontology annotation, biological process: vesicle budding from membrane; late endosome to vacuole transport via multivesicular body sorting pathway. The transcript has 3 exons. The record is from RefSeq and is a predicted model, not a curated record. Gene Ontology annotation, cellular component: multivesicular body; ESCRT III complex; cytoplasmic side of plasma membrane.